AUUUUUAGUUUUCGCUCAUUGUAUAUUGAAAUGUAUAUUUCUAUCUUUAUUACUUUAUUUCGUUUACAGUUUGUGUCAUGAGAAACAAUCUUGUUAUUGUGAAAUGGGUGGAGGUGGUUAAGUGGAUUGUAUUUACGUUUAUUUUAUUUUAAUUAUACUAUUAUUCUAAAUAAAUUUCAAUAAAAAAUCAUGUGGUAAAACUAAAUAAAAAUUAUAAGAUUAUUGGAUUAUUUUUAUGAAGUUUUCAUUGGAGUUACAACUGUAUAAUUGCCCAUAGUUAAGACAGUAUUCGUUACAGAUGCAAAUAAUUACUUUUAUAUCUGUGAUAAAAGCGGAUGAUGAACUAAUGAAUUUGUAUUAUUAUCGAAACCAAAUUUGGAUUGUUAUUAGCACCCUUUCAACUUGAAAAAAUCGACGCAACUCAAUAUAUAGAUGGCUGAGCUUUAAUUAUGAAUAGAAUGAUAGUACAAAUUGAUGUAUGAAAUUAUGUUAGAAAUUCGUUAUAUUAUUUAAAUUCUUUCUUUUUGGUUGAGAAAGCAAUGCUUGAGGAGCACAACAAUAAUCUUCUAGAUGAUGAAGAAAAUAAAUUGAGUACUAUGGGCGCUUCUAGAAAUAUGCCUAAUUCUAGAGUAAUUCUUUUGCAAGAAAGAAAGAAGCAAAUUGAAGAUACACUAGCCAAAAGAAAUCAAGAACUGAGGCAGUUAUGUAUUCAGGAAGCAGAAUUAACUGGGAUAACACCACCAGAAAUGCCCUUAGAACCAGGUGAAACUCUUCCUCAUAUCAGAAGGCGUGUUGGUACUUCUUAUCAGUUACCUGAAAAGCUAAUAAAAAAUGUCAGUAACAAAGAUGAAAUGAUAUCAGAACUGGAGCUGGAAAUUCAGUUACAUGCCAAUAUGGCUGAAGCAGCUUUAGGGUUAGCAAAUGAACAAAAUAUGAGUAAAACAAUGAAAAGACAACACAGAUCAGAAUACCAGAAGCAUAAACAGCAAUGUUUGGCAUUACAAGAAAAAUUAGCAGCAUUAAAAGAAAAAGCUGCUGUCGACCAACAGAAGCAAAAGAAAAAGCCCAGAGUUCCUGAAAGUAAUGGAGAUGAUACAGUCUCUCUUAGCACAAAUGGAAAUGAAUCAUUUAUAAAAGCUGACCUUCGACAUAGCAUGAGCUCAGCCAAACACAGUACAUCAGGGGACGGUAAAGUAGAACUUCGAUACAGACAGGAUGCAUCAAGGCAAUAUAGAAUGACUGAUAUACCGUAUGUUGCACAGCAGGCGAGUAAGCCUGAGGAUAUUUUAACAAGUGGAUUUUAUCGACUAAGUUUAAAUGGAUAUAGUAAAUAUAUGGAAAGACGAGAAAACAUGAACAAUGUAUACCCAAGUUAUAUCUCAGGAUCUCCCCAAUUUCAAUAUAAUUCGCAAACACCUAUAAAUAAUUUACAGCACAAUAUUUCUUAUCGACAACACAGCCCGAUAUCACAGCAUAGUCCUCUCUUAUCGCAGCACAGUCCUCAUUUAUCCCAGCACAGUCCUCAUUAUAUUCACAUUUCUCAACACAAACCUCAACUCAGUCCUCAACAAUCCCAAAGGUUCUCCCAAUACCCUCAGUAUUCUACAGACUUUGUUGACUUUGGAAAUAGACAGUCCAGUCCAACAGCAUCGCUAUCUACUAAAACACACUACUAUCCCUCGCAUCCGACAUUAACAAGACAGAAUUACAGGCAGUAUGAAAGUGAUGUCAUGUAUAGAAAUCCUCACCAAAUACAACCACACCAACAAUACGAACAAAUGAACAUUGGGUUAGGUGGUUAUUGGAAAAGAAAUCCCAAUGGUGAUCUUGUAUGGUACUCUUCUAGCGUUAUUGAUAGUAAUUUACAGCGUGAUAAAAGAUUUGGUAGUCUUGAUAGAAGAAAAACUAAAAGAGUAUCUAGUCGAAUAUCACCAAAUAUGGAAAAUAAAUCAGCUACUUUAUCUGCUGUUCCUAACUAUCAAGGUCAAGUCAGAUGUGCAUCUGUUAAAAAUUCUCAGAUAUUAACUAGAAGAUCGCAGGAUAAUGGCCAGUUAGUUAGAACACAAUCUUUAGGAAGUGUAGGUGCUAUAACAGUAGAUAGUGUGUACCCAACUGAUGAUAGCUCAUCAUUUGGCAGUGAUAGUAGAAAUAUGGAAGCGAAUCAAAUCUCAAAAAAACACAGAGAAAAAGAAUGGUUAGAAACGUCUCUGGACGGACCUGUGGCACUGCAAGCAUCCGCUUCUCCUCUAGGACCUGCCAUAUCUCCCCAACCCUCCCUGUCGUCCUCUCAACCCACAAUAGCAACGUAUCCAGCUGAAGAAAAAAUAGCUAAAGAAAUUCCAGCCGAAUCGAAUCCGUCACCAAAAAUUCGAGAACCCAUUAUCGAAUUGUUUAACAAUAACAUACCAAAAAAUUGUACAAUAGUGCAAGCAGGACAUUGUAAACCUUACCACGAAGAAACUAAACCAUUUGAAAUGUCGGAUUUUUAUAAAUACUCCACUAAAUUUAAGAAAUCACCAGUAAAAGUAGACUCGGAUAAACAGAAUAGUAGUAGUAGUGGUACUAGCCACAAAAACUUGACUGAGAAAUUUGAAGAGUCUCCUAUAACUUCUUAUUCACCUAAUAAUUAUCAAAAUAUUAGUAAUAAUGGUAGUACUCCUGUAAAUUUGGAUAACACUUUGAGUACCAGUCUGGAUUUGGAUCAACUUACCGUUUCGGAUCAUUUUUCGGAUGAAAUGAACACUUGGUAUAAAGAACACCGAAAAAAUAACAAUAACCCAGGAAACACCACUCCAAAAAGUAGAUCGACAGCCACAUUAGUUUAGCAGAGAGUACAAGAUCUAGAAUAUAUAUAUAUAUAUAUAUAUAUAUAUAUAUAUAUAUAUAUAUAUAUAUAUAUAUAUAUAUAUAUCUUAUUGAUAGUAUUUUAUGAGUUUAUAGCAAAUAAGCCAAAAUCAGUUCCAUUGUUCACGCUAUAUUAUCCUUAGCAUCACAGAGUAGCAGAGUAGUAUUUUUAUUGUAAUUUACAAUUUGAAUGUCUGGAACCAUUGGCGAUAUUCAUACUGGACACAAUAUUUAAUAUUAAUACUACAUCAACACUCAAAAUAUAAUGUCUGGUCCUUGGAGCAUUCUAUGUUCGUAUAUGGCUAGAAGGACCAAAUAGUGUAAUUGUAAAUGAUGUAGUGUUAGAAAAACGAAUAUGUCGGUAUGAAUUCCUUUACAAUAAACUUAUCAAAUUUAUUUAGAAUACAUUUUUUGUUAUGUAUUUGAACAAUUAUGACAUGAAAAUAUUUUAUAUUUACAAACAAUUGAAAAAAAAACACUAAUGUAUUUUUUACUUCAAUUCCCGAAAGCUUAGGUUAAUACAGUACUUGUUUUUGUGAAAAUUAUUUUUCGAAAAAUACUCGUCUUUAUUUCUAAUUACAAGUUUUUACUCGUAUACAGGGUGAGUUUCUAAUGUGACUUUGUUAUUAUAGAAAUAAUCCGAAAAAAAUUUAUUAACAAAAAUUGUAAGUAAAGAAAAUAUAAUGGAAAUAUGCUUUUGUAAAUGCGAUAUUUUCUCAAAUCCUAUUUCACCAAAUUCUAUAAGGUAUUUAAAAAGAUAAAAAAGACCCACCCAUGUUUUAUGCUACAGAAGCAAUUAGUAUGACAAAAAAAGAGACUGAAAUGAUGCUGAGAAUAGAAAGAAAAAUUAUGUGACAAAUAAAAUAGAAUGGCGUGUGCAGGAAAUGAACUAAUAAGUAAAUAAAAGAAGUGAUGGAGAGAUAAAAUGUAGUAGAGAUGUCUAAGACAUACACGGAAAGCUGAAAUAGAAUGAUGAUAGGAGUGGACGUAAAAUUGAAGAAGUAUACCAAGUUCGAUAUGGUUUGAUGAGUUGGUUGAUGGUUAAGAAACUGGAAACAAAUAACUAUGUGAACGCCUGAUAAAUCAGUGAAGUGACUGAGUCUCCCCUGAAAAGGGAUCUGUAAAGUUCGAAAGAGCAGUCAAGUUCCAAAUAAGGGACAUCGAGUGAUAUAAAAUAUUUAUAAGUUGAGCAAUACGCAUUGCAAAAAUCACUUAAAUACAAACAUGCCCGGGAAUUUAUGUAUUUCUGAGAAAAUGUUGAAGUAUUAUCAAACAAACACUUAUUAGUGAUACUAAUCGACGUAUCUGGUUUAAAUUUAAAACAAUUGUGGUCCUCUUAGCUAUUUUAUUUAAAGUUUCAUUUUUAUUUUGGCGUAGAUAACAUUUAUUGAGCCAGAUCCAAGGUCUGCUAAUAAACCAAUAGAGUGGAAUUGGUUAAUUUUUUAUACAGCUCCAUUCAGUCCGAUUCUGAUUCCUCAGACCCUGAGAUUUUCUCUUCAUCAUUAUAUUCUGCACUUAUCUCUUCGUCAUUCUGCUUUAUUAUAUUCUUUGUGCAUUAAUUUCUAAUUAUAAGGUAAAUAAGUUUCUUUUGCUGUCACUUUCUAUUUUAAACAUAUUGUUUCUUAGUUAUUAGAUUUCCUGUCAACAUUAGAAAAAAUUAUAUAUAAUAAUUGUAAUAUAAUUUAAAAGUUCAUAUACAUAAUAAUGAAAGUGCUAUCAAAAUCAAUUAAGAUUAAAAAUAUUUUUAAAAAAAUUAUAUAAAUGCCCAAACGUUUAAAAGGCUUUGGGUAAAUUCCUGGGCAUUUAACCAUUUUAUAAAUGUCCAUACCAUUGGACAAUUUGCAAAUAUCACUAGGGACGUCGUAUACAGGAUGAGCUAAUACUAAUAAUGUUUUUUGUUUCACCUAGAUUUGAACUAUUUCAAUUGUUUUUGGUAUAUCCAUUAAUUUUUCAAAAACUCCUAUACCUAAAGUCAUUAGUAUAUGAAAUAUUUUUACACCUUUAUACAGAUGUUGUCGAUGAUUUCUGUAACAAUAAAACAAUAAUGGAUUUACUAGUUUUUCAUAUACACAGUGCUUAUUUUGUAAUAAAUUCUAUAUGUCUUUUUAAAUGUCCUAUAUAAUUUUAUAAAACUAAAGAUUGUAGUACAAUUAUUGUAUAAGUAAAUACAAACUUUCGCAUUUAUAAAAAAUUAUGUUUGUUUUAUCACUCAGCUAUGAGCCACCAUGUAAAUAUUAGUAUAUUUUCAAGAUAAGGAACUUGUCAUUUCCAUAGUAACACUAAAAACUCACCCUGUUUAUAAGAAUGUGGAUGUUAUAUUUGUCACAACUAUUGUGUAAAGACCAUGUCUAUAGUUUGUCUUAUAUUUUUUGUAAAGUAUUUUGUAGUGAUCUCUUAAGAGUCGUUAUUUGUGAAAAUUGUUUAUGUUCUACUUUAGAUGUCGAAGUUAACUUUGUACUGGUUGUGAUUUCUAGGCAAUAUUUCGGUUUUUCACUCUAAAACCAAACGAUAGUGCCUUCUAAAGGGUUAUAAAUAUUUUUUAUAUUAAUAUAUUUUCAUAUUACACCAAA
This is a messenger RNA of Diorhabda carinulata, 5414 nucleotides long. RefSeq lists its product as uncharacterized. The transcript has 10 exons. Gene Ontology annotation, biological process: establishment of epithelial cell polarity. The coding region runs from base 540 to 2825 and encodes 761 amino acids. The record is from RefSeq and is a predicted model, not a curated record. NCBI's taxonomy places the organism in Eukaryota, Metazoa, Arthropoda, Insecta, Coleoptera, Chrysomelidae.